UUCAAUUUAGUAAAUUCCUGGUUUAUUCUCGUUGGUUUAUUCCCAUGGAAAGUUUCCAACUUUGAAAAUUCCUGGAAUUUUGCAACCCUACUUCUAAUAUUUUUCUUGUGCAGUUAAACAAGUUAAGCCUUCUUUUAAUAAUUUAGUAUUCAAAUAAAUAUACAUUUCUCAGAGAGAAAGGUUAGCUAGUAGCUCUCUGGUGUGUCUUCAGUUAGCAUUAGCAAAGUGAUAAAGAUAAGAGUGUUAGCUACAUGCCAGUGGCAUAUGUUUGUUGGGCUAGCUUCUAAUAGUUUCAGUAACUUUUUGUUUUAACGUUUUUUUCUCGGUUAAUUCGACCAAAAUAUACAUUUAUAGUUGAGUCUUUGAGUGAAUAUUUCUUCUUCAGAAUAUUCAGCAUACUUUGGGCUCACUUUAAUAAGCAUUAACAGAGUGAAGAAGAGGUUCCAUGAUGCUAAGCAUGUAGUGACGUUGCUCUGCAUCACACUGAGAGCAGUGCUGAUGCUGAGGAGGAAAUAUAGGACAACAGGAGGAGGAGGAGGAAGAGGAAGAGGAGGAGUAGGAGGUGAAUACUGUGUGGAGCCAUAAAGCUGCAGCAGAGUAAGCUGCACCAUCUGCAUCUCUACACCAGUCUUCAGUCGUCUCUCAGCUCCGGCAGGAUGAAGGGGCUGCAGCGGCUCAGCCUGCCCGGAGCGUGACGACCCUUUCUGGGCUGUGCCUGCCUCGUCCUCCCCCCUUGCUCCCCCCUCUGUGUGGAGCUGUGAUCCUCCGCCUCUCUGCAGCAGCGUCUCUCCUCCAUCAGUUGAAACAUGGACGGACUCCGCCUGCCCCCCCUCAUAGAGGAGGUCCUCGACUCGUCAGACGAGCUGUGUGAGCUCAAGGAGGAGAACAAACCCAUCAAGUUAGGAGACACUCUGACGGCCAAAGAGAGGGAGUCCAUGGAGGAGAAGGAGGAGACGGUGGGAGAUGGAGAGGAGAAGGAGGUGAAGGAGGAGAAGGAGGAGGAGCUGGGAGGAGGAGUGGAGAAGGACGAAGAGGAGGAGCUGGAGGAGCUGAGGGCUCAGGUGAUUCAGCUGCUGCUGGAGCUGGAGGAGACCAGGGAGGUUUCCCAGAAACACGAGGAGAGCUUCCUGGAGAUGCAGGGUCUUUUGGAGGACGAGCGUUUGGCGAGCGCUCAUCAGGCAGAGAGUUUCACCAGACAGAUCCAGAGACUGCAAGCCCAGCUCCGAGCGGUGCAGGAGGAAAUGGACAGCCUGGAGGAGGAGAAGGAGAGCGAGCUGGAGGAGGCGCAGGAGGAGCUACGUGUGGCUCAGGAGGAGGUGAUGAUACUGCAGCAGGCGGCCGAGGAGUCGGCGGCGGAGCGGGAGAACGACAUCGCCUCCCUGCAGGAGGAGCUGUGCAGAGUGAAGGCGGAGCUUCAGCGUCUCCACGGCAGCACGCAGGAGUACGAGCUGGAGAUCACCUCGCUGAGAGCCGAGAUCAACAUGAAGAGACAGAACACACACGCACAUGGUGAUGUGGGUCAGCUGAAGGAGGAGUUUCUCUCUCUGAAAGAUGAGCAACAAUCUCUGACCAAGAAAAACAAAGAGCUGAGCAGCAAAGUGGAGCAACUGCAGCAGCAACGAGACACGUGUGACGAUGUGUACCUGGCAGUCAGAGGCCAGAGCAGCAUUAAGCCCGUGCAGGAGGACCUGGUGAAGACAGACUCUUACAUCACCCUGUCUCAGGCCUGUCCUGAAGAUCCGGACUCUGUCCCCGAAGAAGACUACAGUUUAGAGCUGAGCGUCCUGAAGGAGCAGCUGAGAGAAGCCGAGGAGACGGCUCACAAGGUUCAGAAAGAGUGUGAGGGUCUCAAAAGCGAGCUGGUGGAGCUGCAGCAGAUGUACGACAGCAGCCAGCGGGAGCGGACGGCGCUGGAGCAGGAGCUGCAGCGCUGCAAGGCGGAGCUGCAGAAACUAGUGAGCAAGAAGACACAGCAGAGCGAACCUGAAGGAUGGAACCUGGCGGUGGCAGCGGUUGCCGUGGCAGCCAUUGCAGUUCUGGUGGUCCCCAGCUUCACCCGGGCCUGAGGGCUGAACAGGAAGUGACCUCACUGGGAAAUGUGUGAGGUUGUGGGAUAUCCUUCACCCAUCAGCGUGCUGCCUUUAUACAUGUUGCUGUCCUGAUGUCUGCUUUCUGCAUUGCUCUGUUUGACGGGACGGCACCGACAGGACGGUUUCACCUGAAGGACACAGACGUCAGUGAGUGAACGAGGGGGAACAGCAAUAAGAUGUUUAAAGAUACAUGAAGUCAUCUACGCAGACUUUAAGUCUUCCUGCAGGUCGUUAUUGUAGCACUGAACUGCCGGUUGAUUUAUUGAUCCCCUCUGAGGUUUUCAAACAUCCACCAUCGUGAUCCAGAGUCUGACUGACAACUCUCAUUCUGCAUUCAAGUUUCCAAUGUGUCCUGAUAACACCUGGGCCCGGCUGUUUCAAGGUAAUCUGAGCAGAUUAAAGCUGACAGAUUGAAUCAUGAAAACUGGAUGUUCAAAAGAAAAUAAUUUUAUAAAAUUGCAAAAGAUCAGGCAAUCAAUUUCUUUAAUCCUGAUGAAACCUCCAGUUUGUGGUGUUCAUACCUGGGAUUACUUUGAUCCAGAAUCAGGAUUAUCUGGAUCCCAGCAGAGGGUGGAUUCAGGCUGGAUUACAGGAACUAAGUGUGAGAGAACCUUUAAACUGGUCAAACUAAACAACAUUUUUACAAUAAUGCUGAUACUUAAGACAUUAUAUCAUUUGAUUAUGGGAUCUCUAUCUAUAUUUCACCACAGAGCAUCAAUAUUAAACUUAAAAUGUUAAAUCUAAAGCAGCUGUGGGGUUCUUUCAGUUUGUGUGGAUUUGGCGCCCCCUGUGGACAAAGUAUGUAGUCCCCUUUAGGGCACUGGUAAUCUGGAUUUGGUGAGCUUUAAGUCUUUAUCUGGAUCAGGGUGAUUCUUUGAAAAACAGGACCAGAUCACCUGAUCCUGGAUUGACAAAAAUUGGAUUUCCAAAUCCAGAUUAUUCUCAGCCAGAGUAAACUUUUUUUUUUUGGUUUAUCCAAAUCUUAAAAAAGACAACACAAAAGGUUUUCUAUUCAUAAAGACAAUAAACACAAACAGCUGCAAAUGUUUCCUAACAUCUUACAAAUAAUUAUUCAAUAAUCAGUGUAACAGCUGAUGACUUUUUGAUGCCUGUUGAUGGUUUCAGUUGUUGAAUUAUUUGCCUUAUUUUCCCGCAGUGGAUUUAAAGAAUCAUUUGCACUCACUGAGUUAAACUCAUGAAGGAGAUUACAGUAGCAGAUACACUUUGAUUGUUUAAAAGUAUUCCUCUCCUUGUUAUCACGUGUUUGUCCAUAAAUGACUAUCUAUACAACUUACUAACAGGAUUGCUUUGUAGCAUGAGAAACAGGUCAUUACGGGAAAACCACUGACCAGUAUUUACCUUCCUAUCCCUUUACAGAAUGAUUCAAAUGUUCUGUAUUUGUAUGUUUAUGGUAUCAAAUAGUUGUAUAUACAUCUACAGAAGAAUAACAGCACUUUUAAAUUAUUUUAGAACAUAUUUAUUGGAGCUGAAUCACUUUAAAGAGAGAUUAUUUAUGUUGACUGAUUUCACUGUGCCAGUAUUACACUCAGAUUGUGCCAGAGAUUAAGUAGAUUUUAGAUAUUUUUGCACACCAGAGAAAAGCUGGUAAUUUAAAGAAGACAUCAUUUAUUUAUUUUGGAUUUAAUUCUGACAAGGUAUGGUAUUUUUUGGUGGAUCUGUACAUCUAUUUAUGGAGAUAUUUUUUUAUUCAAGUUCUGAAAGAUUAGCAGAAAGAUGAAAAGUAUAACUGAAUAUGUUUUUAAACAUUUUUAACACACUGAUUAUGCUUAGGCUCAGAAAUAUUUGUCUGUAAUAAGGAGGAAUUAUCCUAACAUAUUGGAAAAUAUAGGAAGUGGUUUGAUUUAUCAUAAAGACACAAGAGUGAUGAUUUUUUUGGAAUAGAAGAGGACCGAGGAUAGCGCCCUGUGGUACACCUUUACAUAAAUUGUGUUCGACUGGACAAAUUUGGCUUCAGUUUGAACGACAUAAAGUCACACAAACAUCUUAUUCAUGUAGAUCUGAAACUCCAGAGGAAACACUCUAUAUUCCUGCCUUUGUUUCAAUGAGAUUUAGAAGUGAUGAUCACAAAAAGAUGUCUCAAAUCUCGCUUUUUUUGUCAGACAUAUCAGUUUUGGUGUAUUUUAAACAUUUGUUAUCACUUUUAUUAAGGGUACUGAAACCUCUUUUAUUUGUACAUUGUUUCAGAUUUAAAGGAUUCGGAUAGAAACCUGAUUUAUGUUUACAUUUAAGUGGUGACCAAACAAUCAUAGAACACAAUCAGAUGUUGAAAUUACUGUGAUUCUGUUAAAGUUCAAAUCAGGUGUUUAGGUUAAGAACUGUUUUAACUCUGUUUUUAUUUGAAAUGAUGUAUAUGAACUUGACCAAAUAUCAAACCCUUCUUAAUGAAAGGCAUUCCAGUUUAAGUCCAGACACGGACCUUAUCACACUGUUUAAAAUCUAAACAUAUGGAUAGAUAAACCUCCCUUGCUCACUCUGCUUAAUAAGAAUGUGUUUAAAAACCGAACUGUGAUGAACUGUUUGAUAUGGCAUUAACAUGACAGAACACAUAUUAGAGUUACAUAUACUGUGAUUAAUAUCAGGACAUUGAUAAAAACAGGUUUCUUCUAAGGUUAAUAGCAUGUCAUAAAGAUCUUUAUGUCAUUUUUUGCAUGAAAAUAAGACUUGUAGUAAUUUUGGUCAGAUUAUAACGGUGGACAUCCAGACUAAUAGAUUUUGUGAAUUAACAACUUUGUGUUUGGAUGUUUGGUAGUUUGUUUAAAGAUGUGGUUGGUUGUGAUGAAGCAGGUAAUUAGUGGUGUAACUGGGCUUCCAUAGAUCAGAUAACUCCAGUGUGUUGUAGUCUGUGCAGUUAUGUGAACUCUGACUUGCGUCUUGAUGUCGAUUAUGAGUCAAAAAAUGUUGUUUACAAAUGUAUUUUUGUUUGCUUUUGACAGAAAACACCAGUGUCACUCUGUAAAAUGGUGAAAAUGUGAACAUUAGUGAAAAAAGUGAGAAAUUAAUUGUGAUAGUGAGUUAGAAUAUUGAUUGAGUAAUUGUAUAUUAGCCAGUUCUUAUAUUUUUCCAUAUUAGUACAAAUACAAAUUCUCCUUGGAUGCAGCAUGCUAAUAUCAAUCCGUUCAUUUUUUAUAUAUCCUUUUCAAAAUGUUUUUUGUUCUGUUCUAUACAAAGAAUAAUUCCAGUUGAUUUUGGGUUAGUGCUUGUUUAAAGGGAAGAUUUAUCUGUUCAGCUGAUUGGACUGUAGUUCUAUGUAGUGACAUACUUGCAGAAUAAUGUAGCAUUAGGAAUAGAGCAUGCAGGUGGAUUUAUUAUCGGCAUAAUGAUGUCUAUCAGCAGGUAUUUGACAUCCUGUUUUGACGCAGCUAAUGGAGGACGCCAUUUUAUGCAGAAGAGCCAGAAUAUUAGUUAUUGUUUGAAACCCUGAUUACUUUGUAGUGAUAUCAGAAAAAGUCCAUUCUUGGCAGUGCUUGAACAAACAUUAGCUCACUGUAGACGGCUCAGUGUUGCAUGCUAGAUAUAGAGAGGUAGAACAUGUGCAUGAAAAUAGUCGAGUAGAUUCAGAUAUCAGCUGUAGAGAUAGACAAUGCUCUGUGAAUAUGACAGUGUUAGCAUGAGCACUGUGAUCCAUUUCCUCCAUCGGUUAUUGCAGACUGCUUCCUAUCUGCUUUUAUAGUUACAGGCUUUAAUGUAAAUGUUAAAUAAUGUUUAAAAAGCUUUGAUUGUCUGUAAUCCUCAGAGUCUUAUGGUUCAAAUAGAUAUCAGUCUUAUCUCAGUUGCUUUUACAAUUACUUGCUUAGCUUAGAUUAAAGAUAGGCGACAUGCUAGCCAAUGCUAAGCUAGCUUCAAAAAAGGGAAAUAUUUAGUUAAUGAUAAAUGUUGUCUAUGUAGGUAUCUGGAGUAGCUGGCUUUAUCUAACAAAAUAACAGUUGGGUGCAGAUAGCAACCUUUUAGUUUUGUUAGCCUAGCUGAAACAUGUAUGCUAGUACAGAUAUUUUUAUAAUUGCUAACUCUUAGAUGUGUUUAAACCUAGCUUAGUGCAACGACCAAAACCCAGGGGAUAUCCUUAGCUAGUAUUGCAACAAAAAAGUUAGUUUUACAGUUUUUUUCGAUUGCUUAAACAUGAUUUUGAAAACAGGGCCCACUUUGUAAAAAAACACUACAUACAGUUCACACAACCACACACACAAGUAGCAGAAAAACCUAAGAUCCUUUGCAAAAUGAAACACUCUGGUAAAAAAUGUACACUCAUUUAUCAAAACCAUAUUUUGUUACCAUAUGAAACACACACAUUUCAUAUGACUUCAUUCUGUUUGAACCAGUUACACACUGCUGCUCCUAAAACACCUUUAGCAAUUCUACUUCAUUUCUCUCUAUAUACCCAAAUCAGUCAACAUGUCAACAUGGAGAAUCACAACAAAACAGACUUUUCAUGCUACUACAGUAGUGUGCCUAACAUUGUAAGCUCAGCAAAUAUCAGACAAACAUAAAAUACUGGAUCCAGCUGCAGGUAAACUCACCUGCUGCAUUGUUAUAGUGCUUAAACCUGAUUGGUGUGUCUACAGUUAGGCCUUCAUGUGUUUGCUCACCUGAUGGCUGUGUUUAACCAAUCAGCUCAUAGGUGAGGUCAUUUGACAGUCAGUGCUUUGAAACUGAAGGAAGUGACAUCAUGAUAUACUUCUGUGUCUAAUGUAUAAAAGUGUGUUUAGUGUUUUGAAAAUCACUGUGUGUGUUGUUUUGCAAAAAGUGUGAGGGUGACAUUGUGCUUAUCGUGGUGCAGAUAUGGGCCGAUGUUUUGCUCCUUGAGUGUACGGUUUUGAUAAUUGUGUAAUACUUUUGAUUUCAGUGUUUAUGCAGUCGAAAAAACUGUAUUUAAAAGUUUUAUUUUAAGUGGAUUUUUGGGUGUAAUCCUUUCUAGUAUUGUGCAAGGGUAGAUUUAGCUUAGCUUAGCACACACUGUUAGCAAGGUACAACUUUUUAGCUAGUGUUUCCAAAAUAGGGCUAGCAGUACCUGUUUGUGUGUGUAUGUGUGCACAUAUCAUACAUCAUGCUAGCUGAGCCAGGUGUGUAAAGCAUUUUCCUAUUGUAGUUGUACAAGCGUACAUUUAUCAAGAUGUCUGCCAUUUAAAACCUGAUGACUCUUUGUAGCUCAGAAGUAGCAUCAUUUGUAACAGUGUUUUUAGCCUAGCUUAGCAUAAAGCCAGUAUAAGUCAGCAUUAAUAAACUGGUAUCCUAGCUUAACCCUACUGUUAUGUUGCGGGUCAAAUUGACCCUUUUUAAAGUCUUUUAAAAAGUUUUAACAUUAAUUUUAAUGAAAAACGAGUGAGUAAUCCACAUAUAACCAUAAUCUGGGAGAAUGAAAGAACACCAAUGGACUAAAUCUUGAUUUAAAUGGUUAAUAAUGGUGUUAAAAAUUAGAUUUUGAAAAAACGUGUAUUGGGAUUUUUUGGGGUUCUGACACUUUUGGAUAAUUGAAUAUGCCCCGGGUCAAAUUGACCCAGGAACAUUCUUGUUGUUCCAGAGAAACGAACAUAACAGGAGGGUUAAAUCAGUUAUUAAGUAUUCAUUGUUUCAGCAAGGCCAGCAGUUUUGUUUUGUUUCCUUGUGCUAAGCUAGGCUAACUAUGAACUGCACCCAUCACUGUAAUGGACACAGAGAUGAAACUGAUAUUCAUGAGACAAAUCUGCGUCUGUAGGAGAAAAACAAAGAUCAGGAUGACUUGAGAAAUCAUGUGACUGUUUUCUAACCCUUCAGUUGUCUCUUACUGAUUACUGUUCUGUUUGAUUCUGUAAUGGCUGCUUUUCUGUGACUUGUUGUGUAUUUGCUCUGACACUGUUAGUCACUGUCGGGUGUAUCAGAUGUGCUGUAUGAGCUCUGCUUUUAGCUCGAUGUCUUAAGUCUCAGUGAGCCUGCAUGUUGUCAUCGUGAUGCUGUUUGUUCUGCUUGUUUUGCUCUUUUGUGCGUUUCUGUUCUCUGACUCUGUAAAGGACUGAACACUUGGCUGUCUUUUGGAUGUUUCUGUAAAUUUUCAAUGUCUGAAGAAGCGUUUAUUUUUUGUGAUGAUUUUGUUAAAGAAGCCUGUACAUUUUGUAAAUGAAUCGACCAAUAAAAAACUAGUUUAUCCUUGA
Messenger RNA from Notolabrus celidotus (New Zealand spotty), 8233 nucleotides. Its product is annotated as coiled-coil domain-containing protein 136-like. Gene Ontology annotation, cellular component: acrosomal membrane. Gene Ontology annotation, biological process: single fertilization; acrosome assembly. The transcript is spliced from 10 exons. The record is from RefSeq and is a predicted model, not a curated record. The coding region runs from base 807 to 2066 and encodes 419 amino acids. NCBI's taxonomy places the organism in Eukaryota, Metazoa, Chordata, Actinopteri, Labriformes, Labridae.